This is a messenger RNA of Necator americanus (New World hookworm), 330 nucleotides long. RefSeq lists its product as uncharacterized. NCBI's taxonomy places the organism in Eukaryota, Metazoa, Nematoda, Chromadorea, Rhabditida, Ancylostomatidae. The transcript has 2 exons. Bases 1 to 330 code for a protein of 109 amino acids. The record is from RefSeq and is a predicted model, not a curated record.
AUGAAACUGAUGGAUUUUCGGCAAAAGGGCGAAAGUGAAGAAUGGCCAGGAGACAAGAAUGACAGGAUCUAUCGACAUAUCGACAUCGAGAAUCGACAAAAUGGACGACAGAUGGGUGCACAACAAAACCAACACCGCCUACAUUUCGCGAAGAGCAUGCUGGCCAGCCAACGACCUGUGGAGAAGCCUAAGCUCGCUAUGGCGAGCCUGCCUAAGUUUGAUGAAAAAAAUCUCCUUGCCACUCCAGCAUACACAUUGUCUCAGUACUCUGGACAGCGGGCCCUGCCGUCCCAGAGGUCGGACGGUAUGGCGACUGGUGAGAGACGAUGA